Lodderomyces beijingensis is the source of this 501-nucleotide messenger RNA. The record is from the annotation of a GenBank genome assembly. NCBI's taxonomy places the organism in Eukaryota, Fungi, Ascomycota, Pichiomycetes, Serinales, Debaryomycetaceae.
AUGCAGUUUCUAGAGUAUAUCGUCUUCAUCACGGCACUUGCAGGGCAAACCCUUGCAGGAACGACCAAAGUCAAAUUGCGCGCAGACUCCAAGCACAGCGAGAUUGACGGCAACCCCAUGUACUACAUGCACGAAGGAGCUACUUCCAACUACUUUUUCGUUGAAUACCCCGAAGCUUUCCAAGUCAAUGCCGCGCUGAAUUCAGAUGCUGGUCCCGAAUUGACCUACGAUGAUGAAACGAAGAUCAUUUACACCGAGGUGAACGAGCAUCUCACGCUCAACUUUUCGCUGAAUGGCGGUAUUGUGCAGUUGAGCGGUGUUGCGCCUGUCCCUGUUGAAAUUGACCCCGCGAGUGGAGAGUUGAAGUUUGAAGGCAGCGACCAGAUUUUCGCGGCCAAGAAUAUCAAUGAUCCGUUUGGGUUUUCUAAGGACCGUUAUGCUGUUGUUGUUGGGGACCGGUUUGGCGGGUUGCCGAUGGUUAUUGUUGCCAACUUUGUUUGA